AACUAAAUAUUUUUUCUCAAUAAUAAAAUAAGAACACUUCUAACAAUGGAUAAUUUGAAACAGUUCAACACCAUGGCAUCUGACGAGAAUUGGCGUACUCCAAAUUUCCGACAAAAUGUGGUCACAAAGAUAGAGGAAGUCAUACAGAGAUCUGGUAUGCAAGUGGCUAGAAACAGUAGUGAAAUGGAGAACCAUGUUUUUUCAAAGGCAAAGACUCGUGAGGAAUACAUGAACAUGGUUGCUAAACUAAUACUGCAUGUGAGGGAGAUGUCCCAACCAAAACAAAAUCCAGGGGCACCUAAUAUGCAAGGUCCGAAUCAGAACCAGCCUGGCCCUAACCCUCAAGUUCAAGCCCAGCAAGGUCAGACCCCGCAGGCCCCUAAUGCUCAAGGAGGCAUGAAUCCUGACCCUAUAAAUGCACUGCAAAACUUAGCAUCUCAAGGAUCCAGGAACCAGAUGAUGAAUAUGGGUUCCCAAGGGCAGAUGCAACAACAGGGGGUGCUCGGGCCCAACCCUGGCAUGGGAGGCAUGCAGCAGCAGAUGGGACAACAAGGACCCAUCGUCUCACAAGGUGGUCCUCAGGCCCAGACAGCUACUAAUUUGCUACAAACUUUGACUCAGCGGCCACAGAUGAAUAUGCAGCAGUUACAGAACAAGCUGGGUGGUGGUAUGGGAAUGGUUCCAAAUCAGGGGCAGAUGGGGAACAACAUGGGGAUGGGAGGUAUGGGAAAUCCAAUGGGAAGUCAACUGCAAAGUCAGUUAGCUGGACCGGGCAUGCAGGGCCAGAUAAUGCCCAAUAUGUCUAUGCAGAAUAACAUGUCCGUGCCAAUGAGUGCUGCUAACUCCAUGGGAGGUCAGAUGGGUGGGCCAUGCAACCAGGUGGGAGGCAUGGGGGGGCAGAUGACCCCAAAUUCUAUGCAGGGACAAAUGCCAGGGCAAAUGGUUGGCAACAUGAGUAACAACCAGAUAGUGGGUCUGAACAUGCUGCACAUGCAGGGGCGUGUGCAGCCUAAGCCUGAGGUGGUUGGCGGCAUGCUGGGUGCCGCCUACGGGCAGCGCGCGCCCGCCCCCAGCCAGUUCCUGCGCCAGAGCCCCUCGCCCUCCGCCCCCUCGCCCAAUAUGGGUGGGCCCAGUCCUGUCUCCAUGGGUGUAAUGGGCGGGGCGGGUGUAGGCGGCGGUCCGAUGCCGUCCCCGCUGUCGGGACUGGGCGGGCUGGGCGCGUGCGGGGGCAGCCCCUCCCCCUCGGCGCCGCCGCAACACAUCGCACACCACGUGGCACAGCAGCAGAGAGGUGUAGGCAUGGGUAUGGUGGCGUCGCCGUCGUCGUCGCUAAACACCCCAGUGGGGGGCGGAGUGGCCUCUCCCGGAGGAGAGGAGGCCGCUUACCGGGAGAAGGUGCGCCAGUUGUCCAAAUACAUCGAGCCUUUGAGGAGGAUGGUGCACCGCAUGAUGAGCGAGGGAGAGAACGUGGAGAAGCUGACCAAGAUGAAGAACCUGCUGGAGAUCCUGCAGAGCCCCAACAAGCGCAUGCCGUUGGAAACGCUCAUCAAGUGCGAAGUGGUGCUGGAGAAGCUGGACUUCAAGCGCAGCGAGGGAGUCGUCGUGGGCCUGCCGCCCGGGAAGGAGCCGAUCUACAACCCGUUAUUAGAAGUGGUGAACAACUGCCUGCAGUCACCGCUCGCGAACCACACGCUCAAGCGAACGUUCGGCUCCACGCUCGACGCGCUCAACGGGCCUGAGAUCAAGAACUUGCCACCACCACAUAAAGUUCAGAAAGUCGAAGAACCGACAAUGGAUAUUCCGGACGUGCUGCAGGGUGAAAUAGCAAGAUUGGAUUCCAGGUUUAAGGUGUCAUUGGAAACGAUGCAGCUGUCGGGCGGUACCGGUGCGAUCUCGCUCAUAGCUCAGUUAGACGACGCGCGGUUGCCGUGCGUGCCCGCCGUGCACGUGACCGUGCCGCGCGACUACCCGGCGCACUCGCCCGCCAGGAUGCGGACCACCAGGCGGCGGGACACCACGCCCCCCGACUCGUUCCUGGCGCGCGUGGAGCGGGCCAUGGACGCGCGAUGUGCGAGGUCAGUGACCCGCGGGUGCAGCGCCACACGUGACCGUGCCGCGCGACUACCCGGCGCACUCGCCCGCCAGGAUGCGGACCACCAGGCGGCGGGACACCACGCCCCCCGACUCGUUCCUGGCGCGCGUGGAGCGGGCCAUGGACGCGCGAUGUGCGAGGUCAGUGACCCGCGGGUGCAGCGCCACACGUGACCGUGCCGCGCGACUACCCGGCGCACUCGCCCGCCAGGAUGCGGACCACCAGGCGGCGGGACACCACGCCCCCCGACUCGUUCCUGGCGCGCGUGGAGCGGGCCAUGGACGCGCGAUGUGCGAGGUCAGUGACCCGCGGGUGCAGCGCCACACGUGACCGUGCCGCGCGACUACCCGGCGCACUCGCCCGCCAGGAUGCGGACCACCAGGCGGCGGGACACCACGCCCCCCGACUCGUUCCUGGCGCGCGUGGAGCGGGCCAUGGACGCGCGAUGUGCGAGGUCAGUGACCCGCGGGUGCAGCGCCACACGUGACCGUGCCGCGCGACUACCCGGCGCACUCGCCCGCCAGGAUGCGGACCACCAGGCGGCGGGACACCACGCCCCCCGACUCGUUCCUGGCGCGCGUGGAGCGGGCCAUGGACGCGCGAUGUGCGAGGUCAGUGACCCGCGGGUGCAGCGCCACACGUGACCGUGCCGCGCGACUACCCGGCGCACUCGCCCGCCAGGAUGCGGACCACCAGGCGGCGGGACACCACGCCCCCCGACUCGUUCCUGGCGCGCGUGGAGCGGGCCAUGGACGCGCGAUGUGCGAGGUCAGUGACCCGCGGGUGCAGCGCCACACGUGACCGUGCCGCGCGACUACCCGGCGCACUCGCCCGCCAGGAUGCGGACCACCAGGCGGCGGGACACCACGCCCCCCGACUCGUUCCUGGCGCGCGUGGAGCGGGCCAUGGACGCGCGAUGUGCGAGGUCAGUGACCCGCGGGUGCAGCGCCACACGUGACCGUGCCGCGCGACUACCCGGUGUACUCGCCCGCCAGGAUGCGGACUACCAGGCGGCGGGACACCACGCCCCCCGACUCGUUCCUGGCGCGCGUGGAGCGGGCCAUGGACGCGCGAUGUGCGAGGUCAGUGACCCGCGGGUGCAGCGCCACACGUGACCGUGCCGCGCGACUACUGCUGCGGCCACGAGGUGGUCGGCCUAUAUUAACCUUCCUUUCCUUUCCUUGCACGGGUGGAACGAGCUAUGGACGUUAAGUGUGCAAGAUCAGGCACCCCCCAGUACACUUGCCAGGGCAUAACCUUUGAAAGCGCUGAACAUUUUGAAAUUAUAUAUUUUCUUUUGAUACAAAAUAUCCUCGUGUCUAACCAUGAACAGCUCUUACUACCAAUAUAACAUUUUCAUUUAACGGAAUAACAGAAUUUAUGUGAAUAUAUUUUGCAUCACAUAUUUCCGAAAUUCUGUAGCUAGACAAUCUUCCACAGUAAGUUAACUCGUAAAUCUAUUUUGCAGGCUUCCUAAACGCUGCUCGGUUGGACAACUCCUCGACGCUUGGGAGAUGAGUGUGCGGCAAGCAUGCGCGCCCAACCCGGCCGCGUACUCUCCCGUGCCAGCCCUUGGCCUAUAAUCACCCAAAUAAUUACCUUGGGGAGGGAACAAGGCUACAUAAAUUACAGAAACACAUGAAUGAAGUGUAUAAGUGCAGCAUUGAAGUGUUUCAGCGACAGGUCUCAAGAAUUACAGAAAGUUGUUAUGUGAAGUGUUUAAGUGCAGCAUUUGAGUGUCUCAGCGACAGGUCACAAGAAUUAUAGAAAGAUGCGAAUGAAGUGUUUAAGUGCAGCAUUUAAGUGUCUCAGGGACAGGUCACAAGAAUUACAGAAAGAUGCGAAUGAAGUGUAUAAGUGUAGCAUUUAAGUGUCUCAGUGUUAAAGGUCUCAAGAAUUACAAAAAGACAUGAAUGAAGUGUUUUAAGUGAAGCAUUUUAAGAAUGUUGUACAAGCGCCUAAUAUGUCAAUGGACUUUGUGUCAAAUGUAUGUCAGCGAUAUGAAAAUGCUUAUGAAGUCUGUGAGCAAGCAACCAGAUGUUUGUGCAAGAUUUUUUAUAUUUUUACAGAUUAUUAAAUUUUUCAAUAAAAACACGAAUGGAAAAAAAAUCAUAAACGCUAUGUAUGGGUCUCUUGAUAUAUAAAGUCAAGGGAGUCUAUCUUUUACCACUUUAAGGCAAUUUAAAGUUUUUGACCAUUACAAUGAUCAAGAUUAUUAAUAACGCUGUGAAGAUUUUGUCACCGGUUUUUCUCCACACUCAUAAAAAAUUUCCUUAACAGGCGGAAGGGAAAUAAAUAUGGACAAUUCAAAAGAGUUGUAUUAUUCUUUCAAUUUGAAAAAAGAAAUUUUGAUUUAUUUAUUUUUAAUUUGAAUGUAAUAUUUUUUCAACAUGUGCAUGAAUAGAAGUUAAUUUUUUACGUAAUUGAGAUAAAAUUUGCAACUAUUCAAUAUAAAUACAAUAUUAUGAUUGUGCUGUUAUGGACUUAUUGUUACAAAUGCAUGAAAUGAAUAAUUGAUUAACAUCUGCUUUCAUGUUUUUUUAUUAUUAAAUUUAAAAAUAAAUGUGUGUACAAUUAUGAAUUUUUGUAGAACUGUUCUUCUCAUUAUUUGUUUUUUUUUUAAUGACAGUUAUAUUGCAUAGUAAUAAGCUUACCUCUUUUGACAAUAUACAUCUUGAGGUUAUAUCUCCCAAUAGGGUAUUUGAUAACAUUUUGAAAACAAUUUUAUGUAACUUACUCAUGCUUAUGGAGUUCAUUAAAAGUUGAUUUUUAUCUAUGGUGUCUCACUAAUAUGUGACGUUACACGACUGUCAUUCAAACAUCAAACGAUACAAUGUAAUGCCACUUUGAAUCUUAUUUUACUAGCGUGUGACGUCAUUUUAGUCUUCGCCAAUCCCAAACCGUUUUUGGUCACUUGACUAUAGAUAAAAGACUGUUAUCUUUUAUGAAAAAUUUACAUAUUAAUUAUUUUUUCUCUAAAAAUAGUAAAAACCCUACCAAUAUUCAUUCUUAAUACAAAUGGUAACAUUUAGUACCUUAUUUGUAAUACUGUCAAAUACUGUAUUAGAAGAAUUUACUUACAACAAUAUUAUGUAAAAAAAACAUAUUUCGUUAAAUUGAUUUUAUUAUUAAUAUUAAUUAGACUAAGCUUAAAAGAUUAAGUGGUUUUAUGUAUUCCAACUGCAAUCUGUAUUUAUUUAAGUAAUAUUUCGACAAAAGAAGGUUAAUCAUAGGGUUGCCAUGUCUCCAGAUAUAGAUAUUUUUAUACAAAAAUAUGUUUUGAAACGUAAGGGAAAAGGAAACGGCAAUAAAUUUAUUCAACUAUGAAAAUAAGUUUUUUAGUAGAUUAUUUUUUACAAUGCAAUCUAUUUAUGUGUAAGUGAGUACUGUUGACCGUAUUUAAAAAAACAAUUUUAAAAUGUUUUUAGCUAACCGAAAUUUAUGGCAACCCUCUUAAAACCAAAUUUUAUAGUUUCACACUAAGGUUCUAUAGUAAGUCUUAUUUUUUGCUAAGGGUACCUCUAAAUAUGUUGAUUUUAAAAAUGUGUGAAAGAUACACACUACAGAUGUGAUAUUUGUCUGUGAUAAUUUAAAAAAAAAGACAUUAAUUAGUCCAAACUAGGUCUCUAUUAGGAUUUCUCGUAACUUCAUAAAAUUACUUGUUGAUUGAUGCUAUAGAGCAAAUCGUCAUGAUUAAACAAGGUUCAGCUAUGUGUAAAUACAUUAGAAUUAGCAGUACCCUUAGUACGAACCAAUAUCGAUUGAUGCAUCAAUAGUCAAGAUUUUUUGUAUGGAUGAUUUUUAAUACCCAUUACAUUUGCUGUGGUGCUGUUCAAAUUUCCAUACAACAUUUCUCGACAUUUGACACAUAACGAGUUUGAAUUCAACUAUUCGAAUUCAAUAUUAGUUUGCGCUAAGGAUACUAGUGCAUGUCUUAUUAGAACAAGUUUAAAUUCACCCUAAUAACAUAAACAUAAAUUAUUUUAAAUACUCAUUUAUGUGAGGAGAAUUCAUUUGUUUGGUUCACAAAGUAACAAAUUUUGAAUGGGAUAUUUAUGUUACUCAGUGUUUCAUAACUAAAUUCACCAAAAAGUUUUCAGCUAAUUGUGAAAUGAAAUUACGUCAAUUGACAUUAAAAUAGAGUUGUGAUUGCACAUAUCUGAAUUCACCUUAACUUUAUUCAUUGUUAUUCAUUUGUUUUACAACUCUUUGGCACAUUGAUUUUUUUUAAAGUAUUUUUUAAAUAUGUAUGUUGUUAAUAAUAGUUUUGGAAACUUAUCGUGAGAUUAUAAUUAUUUCUUCAGUAAAUAGAGGUCCCUUUCUUUUAAAGGAUUUUUAAUAGUGUAGAAAAAAGUUUAAAUAAUUGUGGUUAAUUUUAAAAGAAAACUGUAAGUAUUUGAAUUUUUGGAUUGGGUUCUCAUUAAACAUCUCCUUAUCUCACUGA
This is a messenger RNA of Chilo suppressalis (striped riceborer), 6536 nucleotides long. NCBI's taxonomy places the organism in Eukaryota, Metazoa, Arthropoda, Insecta, Lepidoptera, Crambidae. The record is from the annotation of a GenBank genome assembly.